UUGAAAAUGAGUAAAAACGAUAAGUAGUCACUGAUUUCGGUAAUAAAUUAAAGCAAUGAUAUAAAGGCACGAAAAUGAGUGCACUGUUCAUAGUUCUGCUAACUCUAGUGGCGAUUUAUAUCAGUGUUUCGUGGUUAUUACCAAAUUUGUUGGCAUGGCUUUUCAAAAGAAAAUACCAUAUAAAACUAAGGAUAGGCAGAAUAGCAGUCCCUAAGCUAAUUCUACGAGAUGUUAGUCUUUCCAAAGAUGGAUACUCUAUUCACAUUGGUGAAGUAUCUUUUCGUAGUAGCUUUUUCAAUUCGGAAAUCAACAAGCUGGUCUCUGUCGUCAUCAAUAAACUACAAAUAACAAAUAAUGCAGAAGAGAAAAGAAGUGCAGUUGUUGAGACUAUACUCAAACCUUUAUUAUCAAAGCAAAAUUCCAAUUUCAAAGAAGGACAAGAUGCUACAGAGUCUGACACUAUCGAUAGACAAUUGAAACGAAUUGCUGAAAAGAAUUUAUUAGAUUUCCGUGACAAAAAGUUACCACCAAGUCUAAUUAUGUUUGCACAGUUUAUGGGUGUACAUAUAAUGGACGCGACGCUGACGGUAGUGAAUGGGUGUCCACGGUCACCGUUUGUGGUAGAGGCGAGCGCUGCUGAGGUGCGCGCAGACGGCGCGGCGGGAGGGCCGGCGCGCGCUCUUGCCUUCUGCGCCAGUGCGCUGCGCGUGCGCCUCGCUUGCCGCGCCGACGGCCUUCUGGAAGCCGCCUGCAGCCUACAUAUUGAGGGCACUGUUAAAGCUGAUGGUCCAUUAAAUGUUGAGAAAAUCCACACAGUUAUAAGCAAUCCAUCAAUAUCACUACAAGAUGAAGUGUACCAUUUUAUACAAAAACAGAAGACAAGAAAACCUAUUGAGCCCAAAAAUUAUGUAGAAAAUGAUGAUCAUCUCAGCACACUGAUUCCCAGAUUAUCUCCUAUUAUACCAAAGAUAUUCAGUUUGAAAAUCGAAAAAACAACAAUAAAUUCCGGAGGUAAAACUACAACAACUACUCUGCAAAGUUUACAAGUGAACUCGCGGUUCAGUGCUGCGGCGGAGGGCGUGCCGGGGGCGGGGUCUCCGCAGCUGUACGUUGCCUUCCAGGCUGACCAGUUGCAGCUCAUCACUGAACAAUACGACUUGCUCUUCCUCAAUAAAAUCAAGUUGGAUGCCAAGUUAGAGAAGGGUGUGCUGAACUUGUACCUGAUAAUAAGUACACUGAACAUGUCAUACAUUCACGAGGACAUGUUCAAGUGGUACCGCUCCAUCAGAGACUUGAACAGUAAGAUGAAGCCCAUGCAGCUCUCCGGUGACAGCAGUUCAGGGGGUGCGGGGGGUGCUGGGGGUGUGCCGGCGUGGGUGCGCGUGGCGCUGCGCAGCUGCGUGGUGCAGGGGUGCGCAGAGCUGCGCGGGGUGUCGCUGAGGGCGCGCCGUACCGCCGCCGGCCCCGCGCUCGCUGCCGGCUGCGGGGGACUCAAGGUCAAGCUGGACCAGCUCCUUGACACCAGGGAGGAGGCGUACAAGUGGGGGGUGGCGCAGCUGGUGGUGGGCGCGCGUCACUGGAGCGCGGAGCUGCUGGUGGACGCGGGGUGGGCGGGGUGGGCGGGGCGCGAGCCUCCCCCGCGCCGCCACCACGCCUGGCGCUCCGCCCUGCUCGCCGUCGCCCUCGUCAAGUGCGGCAGCCAUCCGCCACGCGACUGCAAGGUGGAAGCUAUGAUGGACUGCUUACGUCUAGAAUGGAGCAAGGAAAUAGCUGAUGCUGUGAUCUCGAUGGUGGAAUGUCUAAACGAUUACAAAACUCCGUGUAAAGCGAAGCUCCCAGAAGUAGUCGAGGAAUCCCCGGCGAAUAUAUCAGUGAACGUGGCUCUGUCGCAUAUCAAUUUGUUCCUCAUCGUGUCUGAUGAGAUAUGUCUGAUGACGAGGAUAGAUGCCGUCACCUUGGAGAAGACGGUGAACAAAGCCGGUGCGCUCGUCUCCGGAUUGAAAGUCGUCGAAAUGGUACCUUACAAAGCUAACGUUCAAUGUCAGAGAUCAGAUGAAAUCACAUCGACCUUCUUCCACGUGCGUUUGCUGAGAGUUGAAUUUUUGCAUUCCAAAGACAAGAGUACAAAUCUCUUAGAUUUUCAAUUUCUCGAAACAGUAGACUUUGAAUGGAGCGCUAACAUGCAUUUAAAGAUAUUGACAUUCGUCCGAGCUGUGAAAAGUUUCCGGAAAGAGUUAAAGGAAUUGAAAGAGAGUAAGAUUGAGACAGAAGAUGUGGGAGAAGAUAAAAAGAAGCCGUUAGACUGGAGGGUGUCAUUUAAAGGCGAUACUAAUUUAAUGUUGCUCCUAUCUGAAGACAACAACAUGCUGUUCGUUACAGACGAGCUGACUGUGGGUUGCGAGGAGUGGUGCGGGGUGUCGGUGUCGUGGGGUCAGCUGAAGAUGGUGCUGAACGGUGAGGAGGUGGUGGUGGUGGAGGGGUACAGUCAGGAGCGCGCGCACGAUGACCCCGACGUGCGCGUCGAGCGCUCCGCCAACGAGGGCUUCCUCCUGCCCUGGAACAAGGUUUGGUCAGUGAACGUGGAAUCUGUGCGCGUGGUGUUCCCGUACAAGCACAGAUUCGCGGAGGCUGUGCAGGGCGACUUCGUGUCGCUCUUCAAGUGGCUAAAGUUGGUGCACGGUGUGAAGAAGCGGCCCUUCACCGCCGACAGCCCGCUGCCCAGCGACUUACACAUCAAGAUCGAGGAGGUGUUGCUGGAGAUGAGCGACGACCCGUUCGAGGUGAAGUUGCGCGACAACUACGAGCUGCUGGAGGACGAGUACAAGGAGAGCGAGAAACGACGCACCAUGCUCGACGCCAAGGUACAAGAGCUGUGCAAGCCGCACCUGUUCCUGCCGGCGGGCAAGGUGGAGCAGCUGUACGCGGCGCUGCGGCAGAAGGACGCGCAGAUCUACGUGCAGCGAUGUCGCGCCGCGCCGCCGCCGCGCACUCGCCUCGUCGCCUGCUGCCUCUCCGCGCUGCGCGUGCUCGCGCUCGCAGACCCCAGCGUGCACGGCGCGCACAACGCGCAGGCCCGCCUCCGACACAUCGACUGGGACAGCCCGUGGCCGGAGGAGGGCAUCGACUUCAACACCUUGUGGUGUCGCAGCGUGAGCGUGCAGUGCGCGCAGUGGCAGCUGCGGCUGCGCGACUUCCCGCAGCCGCUGCUCAGCAUGACCCAGCUGCGCCUCUGGGGCACGCUGCUCGCCGCCGAGGAGCAGCCGCCGCCCAGAGCGGUGAGGACGGUGACGAUAGAGCAGGGCGCGCCGUGGGGCAAGGUGGAGCUGGAGCGCAGCAUGAUGCCGCUCAAGUGGUACUACGACCUGUGCUGCGAGAUGGCCGAGUACAGCUACGCGUUUGGUCCCUGCUGGGAGCCAGUCAUUGCCCACUGCAACCUCGCAUUCGACCAAGUAUCGCGGCCGUCGCUGGACCCGUCCGCGCCGCUGGCGUGGUGGGACAAGGUGCGGCUCCUGAUGCACGGCCGCCUCACCGUCAACUGCAAGAAGUUCACCUGCCUCCUGCACGUCUCCCUCGACCCUUACAACACCACCGAGGAGAUGGAGGUCACAUGGAACGAUCUCGUCUUGGACUGGACCAAUGGCAAGCUGGCAUUCCUGGGCGAGCUGAACGUGUUCGUGCGCACGGCGAGCAAGUACGACGACUGCCGCGUGCUGCGCGUGCCCGCACUGCGGCUCAGCGUCAAGUUGGGCUGGCAGUGUGUGGGUGACCCGCGCGACCACCACGCCGUCGCGCCCUGCGCGCCCACACGCCUGCCUGAGUACUCCAGCAACCAGGAACACGACUCGUACAGAGCUUUCCGCUCCCAAGGACUGGAACUGCAUUUGGGAAUGGAUACCAAGCCUGUUGAGAGAGACGGUCCCGUGCUUCUCUUGUACGGCAGCACUCUCAGAUGGUUCGAAAGCCUGAAACUGAUCCUGUCCGGGGUGACGAGGCCGACGCGGCGCGGGCGCGUGUUCCGCAACCUGCGCCCGCGCAAGCCGCAGCUCUCGCGACACUACCGCCAUGUCAGCGUUGCUCUCACGUUACACAACCUACAGGUGUUCUACUGGUCGUCCUCCAGCAUGCAGCGAGGUAUAGAGAUGCGAUGCGGACGUGUGACGUGUGGCGCACGACACCGGCUGUCGCUGGCGGCGGCGGGGGACGGUCUGCUGCGACGUCCGCGCGCUCUCUGGACCACCGACUACAUGAACUGCGACCUCAAUGAUGCAGAGAUAUGGCUCAAGACACCAGCACCCGUCGCAGACGACAAGGACAACGAGAACUCAGUGUUGAGUCCACCGGCGAUGGAGAAAUGCUACUGUCUGUCUGUGAGGCGCGUGUCUUACGGGCGCGAGGCGGGCGGCGCGACCUGCAGUGCUGGGGGCGCGGCUGGUGCUGGGGGCGGGGCUGCGCCUGCGCCCGCGCACCGCCUCGCCGUGCACGACCUGCGCGGCGCCUGGACUAAACUCAAUCGGGACCUCGCCUUCGCACUCAUCGACUCCUAUAUCAAGACUCAGCAACUGAAAAAGAAUCUCUCCACUAAAGCACUAAAAGAGGAAGAAAAACCAACGACGUCACCGAAACAGCAGCGAGAAUCCGACGUCGUGUCACCGCCUCCAGCCUCUGCACAGAGCGGCGGGGGGUGCGCGGCGGGCAUGCUGGCGGCACUGGUGGCGGAAGCGGGCGAGGCGGGGGGCGAGGCACCCGUCGUGUUUAGCGACGAGCUGGCGGGCGCCGAGGGAGACGCCCCUCCCCCGCAUGCGCCCCUGCGCCACGCCCUCGACGAUGACAACGCACACACCGCAUGCCUCAUCGAGCUGGUGAACUCGCAAGUGGUGCUGAAGGGGUGCGAGACCCGCGGGUAUGUGAUCCUGUGCGCGGCGCGGGCGGAGGUGCGCCAGCGAGUGCGGCGCGCGCCCGCAGCCACCGCAUGGAGCGGCGCGCUCUCCGCCAUGCAGUACUACGCCACCGUCAGCGCCGCAGACCGCGACCAGCUCGACGAAAACAUUCAGUGGGUGUCCGUGGAGGAGAUCGAGGAGCGGUGGUCGGGUGCGGAGAUCAGCACUCUGCCCGACGUACCGCGGCUGGUGGGCAGUGGACACUCCGCCGGUGGAGUCAUCGGUAGCACCGUUGGGCCCGGCAACGAUGCCGGAUUAGCGCAAUUGCAGCGUAUCGUGUCUCGGUGCGCGUGCGAGUUCUAUUACGUAACACACGAGGAGACUGAAAGCGGUGCGGGGGGCGGGGCGGGCUGGGCGCAGCAGCCGCAGCCCUACGACUCCUUCACACUCAUGCACCACGACCUGGAUGUAUGCACCAACUCGCUACAGUACGCGAUGUUACUGGACGUGGUGAACAACGUGGUGCUGCGCGUGGAGCCGGAGCGGCGACGGGCGCUGGAGAGGCGAGCGCGCAUGCGCUUCCAACUGCAGCUGCAUCAGGACCGUGAUCACAAGCAGCUUAUACACAAACUGCAAACACAGGUGAGAGAAUCUCUCGCGCGUCUGCGGCGACUGGAGAAGGAGUACUAUCUGAAGAACAGGUCCAUCACCGGCCACGAUCCUGUCGCCAUUGCUGAGCUCAAGAGCCUUGAUGAUCAGGUGAACGAGUGCAAGGAGGCUGCGUGGUCGCUGGGCGAGGAGCUGGACGCGAUGGUGCGGGCGUGGCGGGAGACGCGCUCCGCCGCACCCGCAGUGCGCGCGCCGCACGCGCCCCCGCACAGGCACAACGAGAUCUGCUUCAAGUCGGCGCGCUGGCGGCUCACUGACGCCGACGGACAGCUCGGCAUCGCCGACCUGCUCCUCACCAACUUCUUGUACACGAAGACUUCAAGGUCCGACGACUCAGUGGAGCACCAGCUGGAGGUGGGCUACGUCCGCGUCACCAACCUGCUGCCCAACGAGCCCUUCCCUGAGGUGCUGGUGCCGCAGGCGGCGUCGGGGCGGGCCCCGCUGGCGCGGCGAGCGGCGCUGCGCGUCUUCUGCCGCGACCGCCCGCCCGUCGGCGGCAUCUCUGUCAAGGAGCACUUCGAGGUCAACAUUGUGCCAAUACGCAUCGGUCUAACGAAGAAGUUCUUCAACACGAUGCUGAAGUUCUGCUUCCCGGAGCGAGACCCUGAGGCCAUGGAGGAGGGGGAGGAGGAGGCGGGGCGAGAGGAGCGCGCGCCCUCCGCCGCCUCCUCCGGUGGUACCAAGAGACGCACCAAGAAGAAGGACUCCAACUCCAACUUCUACGUCAAGCGCGACAAGGACAAGGAUGACGUCGAGAAGAUGAAGGAGCGCGCGGAGAAGAACAAGCUGUUCAUCUACAUCAAGAUCCCGGAGGUGGGCGUGCGCGUGUCUUACAAAGGCAGCAAGGAGAAGAACUUGGAGGACGUGCGCGAUCUGCCGCUCGUGCUGCCCACGCUCGAGUACCACAACGUCACCUGGACCUGGCUGGACCUCCUCCUCGCCACCAAGAACGACACUAGAAGGGUGAUCCUGUCGCAGGCCAUCAGGCAGAAGCUGCAGCUGGGGCGUCGCGCCGCCGCACCACCCGAACCUCACGAGGAGGACAAGGUCCGCCUGCUGCUCGGCGAGCGCACGGUGGCUGAAAAUAAACCCCAAAAGAAGAGUACGCCGAGUGUAUUCAAAUUUUCCAAAUCCUAGCGUAAGUUUAUUUUGAAGCAUUUUAUAAAUAUAAACAUACCAAAUAAGACUUGAUCAAAUUCCUUUGCGGUUAAAUCUGAAAUUCAAUUCGAG
Messenger RNA from Papilio machaon (common yellow swallowtail), 6776 nucleotides. RefSeq names its product protein KIAA0100 (gene hob). Bases 75 to 6683 code for a protein of 2202 amino acids. The record is from RefSeq and is a predicted model, not a curated record. Lineage: Eukaryota; Metazoa; Arthropoda; Insecta; Lepidoptera; Papilionidae. The transcript has 37 exons.